Messenger RNA from Zea mays, 1322 nucleotides. RefSeq lists its product as uncharacterized. The record is from RefSeq and is marked provisional. NCBI's taxonomy places the organism in Eukaryota, Viridiplantae, Streptophyta, Magnoliopsida, Poales, Poaceae. Gene Ontology annotation, molecular function: acid phosphatase activity.
AGAUAAUGUAGAGUGCGCCGCGCCGUGACGGCGUGGAUGAGAAAGCCUCCAAACCUCUCUGUUUCGGGCUCUCCGUCCCCGGCGUCCAACACCCAUACUCUCCCCAGGUUGUGUGCCACACCCACACUCAACUAUAUACGAAAACCGCCGGCGCCUGGCCCCUAGGCCCUAGUCACAGACCCUUGUUCUUUCUUCGACGCGCCCCCGGGCAUGGCGAACCGCAGUGUUGCCAUGGGCUUGGCCCUCGCGUUCGUGGCCAUGACCGCGCUCUGUUGCGCGCCGGGCGCCGCGGAGUUGCCCCGGCUGGACCACCCGGCCAGGAGCGACGGAUCGCUGAAGCUGCUCGUCGUCGGGGACUGGGGACGCAAGGGGACUCACAACCAGUCCCGGGUCGCCGACCAGAUGGGAAGGGUCGGGGAGAAGCUCGAUAUCGACUUUGUUAUAUCCACCGGGGACAACUUCUACAAGAACGGCCUCAAGGGCGUGCGCGACCAGGCAUUUGAAGAAUCGUUCGUGGAUAUCUACACAGCUCAAAGCUUACAGAAGCCAUGGUACUCAGUUCUAGGAAAUCAUGAUUACAGGGGCAAUGCGCUCGCACAGCUUAGCCCAGUCUUGAGGAAGAUCGACGACCGAUUCAUUUGCAUGAGAUCGUUCAUCGUUAACGCAGAACUUGUGGACUUCUUCUUUGUCGACACCACUCCGUUCCAACUGGAGUAUUGGACUCACCCUGGCAAGCAUCGUUAUGACUGGAGAGGGGUGGCGCCUCGAGGCAAUUACUUAGCCAAUUUGCUGAAGGAUCUGGAUGUGGCUAUGAAGAAAUCAACUGCAAGGUGGAAGAUUGUGGUUGGGCAUCACACCAUGAGGAGUGUGAGUGAGCACAGGGACACCGAGGAGCUUCUGGAAUUACUACUUCCAGUCCUCAAGGACAAUGGCGUCGACUUCUACAUCAAUGGACACGAUCACUGUCUGGAGCACAUUAGCAGCAGAGACAGUCCACUCCAGUAUUUCACGAGCGGAGGCGGUUCCAAGGCAUGGAGAGGAGUCUUCCAUCCAAACAAGGACAAGCUCCGAUUCUUCUACGACGGGCAAGGGUUCAUGUCCCUCCAGCUGAACCAAGACCAGGCUCACUUUAUCUUUUACGACGUUUUCGGGAACAUACUGUACCGAUGGAGCUCGAGACAUCCCCAGUCUUCCACGUAUCUCGAUGAGGAAUAAAUUGGAUUGAUUUUGCGCCAUUGAUAUGUACAAAACACCACCUGCCAACUGUCAUGUAUGUGAAAUGAUGAGUGUUAGACGCAAAGAAGGUUAUACACCAGUUAGGG